Messenger RNA from Aspergillus thermomutatus, 1533 nucleotides. RefSeq lists its product as uncharacterized. The record is from RefSeq and is a predicted model, not a curated record. Gene Ontology annotation, molecular function: protein binding. Lineage: Eukaryota; Fungi; Ascomycota; Eurotiomycetes; Eurotiales; Aspergillaceae. The transcript is spliced from 2 exons. The coding region runs from base 1 to 1533 and encodes 510 amino acids.
AUGUCGCUUGCACGAACAUCCAACGCCCUUCGAAGAUGGCCUUGUCUCUAUGAUAAGCCUCCACUCUCACUCUCCACCAGCUACAUCCCCAACAACACCCGUCUCUCGGACAAUCGCACCCCUCGCACUACCAAACACAAAACCACCUCUCCGCAAACAUCCAGGCCAUUUCACUGCACAGCCUCCUGCGAUGCAGCUCGAUCCCCGGCCGCCCGUCGAGCUCAGGCUCAGACUCAGCGGCUCCGGCCAGUCUACUCGAGUGAUGGCCUGUUCAACGUCCCCGCGCACGGGGACUUGACAGCGCGGCUCAAGUACCUCGACGAGAAAGGACCGCUGCUAUGGAUGUCUGCAUUGGCCGAGGGGCUCCUUGACGACAAAGUCACGAAAAAGAUGUUUCUGGAUAUCGCAAAGAGAUUACUGGAAACUGCUCAUAGAGAGCUGCCUUCGGGGGACGCCAUUCGAGGGAUAUCUUCAGACCCGGACCUCGUCUUCCAGAUCGGCUACAUCGUCUCCAGCGGCAACCCAACCUUCCGAGAAUGGCUCCUCGCCUCCGCCACUCACGCAGGCGCCCGCGUCCCCCUCCUCAUGUCCGCAGCCCGGUACCUGAGAUCCCUGGGCGACACCGCCCCAGUCCGCACCCCGACCCUCGAGAAAGUCGAGCGCCUCGCCCUCCAGGACCGCGACCCGCGAGCCAUGACUCUCCACGCCAAGAUCCUCGGCCUCCGGAAACGCUACGCUGAUGCCCUCCGCCUCAUCGAGCAGGUCAUGGCGCUCAUCUACCCGUCCAAGGUGCCCGUCGCGAAAGAUGGGGGGUUCGCGAUGGCGCGCAUCGAGCCGCCUUGGCGGGUCUACGUGUGGCUGAAGGAGAAAGCGCAAACGCAAACGCAAGCGAACGCGAAAACGAAACCGGGGGAAGCUGCCACUGACGCCGAGGCUGGGGCCCAGACUGAUGACCUCCUGCGUUCCGCCGCGCUGGACUACCAUGACCCCGAGUCGCUGGUCCAGUAUGCCACGGCGCGGAUGCAAGCGGGCGAUCUGGCCAUGUACGAGGACUGCAUGAGCCGGGCCGCGACGGCGGGGAACACGGACGCGUGCCGCCGACUAGCCAACUUCUACUAUCUCACUUCGCUGGGGCGGUAUCCGCGGCGUGGGAUGAACGAGUCCACGGCCCCCGUGGAUGCAGGCGAAGCUGCGACAAGCUCAGCCUCAACCCCAGCCUCGCAAACAAGGGAACCGAGCAACCGGGGGAAAUUCAUUGCUCUGCUUUCAAACGUAUUCGGGCCUCAGCCUCGUGCGGAGUACCGCAAGCUAGCCACGGAAUGGUACGAGUUGGCCUUCAGCCAUGGCAAUGAGCAGGCCGCUUUGGUUCUGGCGGUGCUGCUGCGGGAAGAUGGCUCCGCCUCUCGGGGGUUGCAGUUGCUGGAGCAGAUUGAGGGAUCGCCUUGGCUUGGGCCCCUCGUUAGACAGAUCAAGUCGCAGUGGGAUGAUCAGGGUCAGAGGGUUGGUAUCCCUGUUGAGCUGCUGGACGUUUGA